AUGUCAACCUUUACCAGACCCGGAUAUCAGAAUGAUCAACAAUCCACGCCCUCAUCGCCGAACCCUGCAUCAGCACUGCUUUUGGAUUCAGACCAACACCAGCAGGAGGACGAUAUUGGCGUCUUGCCGUCUUCGAGAAGACUGAGUAAGUCGCAGCGUGCACAGCAUCCUGAGCAACAAGACCCCGCUGCUUGCGGUCCCUCUUCACGAGAGGGUUUCAGCAUUGGUUACGGGCCCAGCAGAGUUCAACAUGCUGUGGUUUCGAGUGCUAUCCAUCCCUCUAUUCGAGAUGGGCCUUCGCCGGUAGAGUCGAAUGGCUCACAACAGACACCUACUUCUUCGACAGGCUCCACCAGCACAACCGGUGCCCUGCCAUGUCUGAGUAUCUUUAGCCCGAGCGAAUUCGCCGUCGAAGCCAGCAUUGACCGGACUUUGACUCCGCAGCGAGCCUCUGCAGUUUUCGAGUGUCGAUAUCCAUGUUUAUAUCCUCUGCUCCCAUUCUUUAGCCAUACCUUUCCUGCAUCAUUGGCAUGCGACCUAUUCGAUGUCUACCUUCUGGACCCCAGAACGUCGCUCUCUCGCAGCGCAUCGCCGUGCAUCAUCACACGUAUUUUCCGCAAGAAGUCUCUUCUGCACCCGACUAACCCGCGGCAAACGUCGCCAGCCCUGUUAGCCACAAUCCUCUGGUGCUGUGCCCAAACUGCGGACCUCUCUGCGCUGCUGGUCCCAGGGUCUAGGUCGAUGCUCACGGAUUUCCUCUACGAGUUGGCAGUAGCGUUGAUAAGUUGUCGAGACGCAGAUGGAUGGCGGCGGACACACGGUGGAUGGCGGGUUGAGAGCGAACAAGUACACCACUACGGUCCAAGUACCAUGGCUGUCCCCAACGCGGUGGGAAGCAGCGAACAAGCCAGCUCCAUUGACGAUGUCCUUACAUUCCUUCUGCUCUGCAUCGGGGUCUCUGCUGGAGACUUCAAGUCCGAUUGCCAAAAGUGGUGGAGCAAAGCGACAAGGCUCGCCAUGUCACUACAAUUGAACGUUGAAGAUAUGGAAAACGGCAACGAUUCUCUCGACCCGACCCGAAAAUAUCAGUCUCCGCCUUGGUUAAUGGACUUGCAAGCUCGAGAGGAGAGGCGGCGAGUCUUCUGGUACCUGUAUUCAAUAGAUCGUCACCUUGCUCUCUCUUCCAACCAAACACUACAAAUAUCCGACUCCAUGUCUCCUCUUCCUGAUAAUGUAUGGGAGAAUCUCGACGACAUCCCUUACGAUAUGCUGCCAUCCCGGUGCAUGGGCCCCCCGACAACCAUUUCUGGAGCUGGUUAUUUCCAGUAUUUCCUUCCUUUGAUGGCCAUACUCGGGGACAUAAUCGAGCUGCGGCACGCACGGCAUCACCCCCGACUUGCCAGGUUGAACAAUGCACUCGCCCCGUCGGCCAUUGCAGACACGAUCGCCGAGUGCGAAGAAAGCAUUAAACGCCUUGCUCAAGAGGUUGGACGUCGCGAUACAACGCCGGGAACGCUACGGAAUGCCGACAACCUCGGUGCCAGCCAACAAUCUGCCCAAACACAGGAGGAUAGGCGAUAUAGCAGUGGUACUCCGGCAGCCGACGCCGCUGCGCAGUGGUCUGAGAUGAGACUGGCACUGGCAUACAGCACACACAUCCUCCACGUCCUGCGUGUGUUACUCUAUGGCAAAUGGGAUGCGAUCAGCAUGCUGGAUAACGAUGAUGGUUGGAUCACGACCCCUUCAUUCAUGGCAUGCGCUUCGCCUGCUGUGGAUGCUUCAGCGGCUUUGUCAAAGAUCCUCAGGCUAGACCCAGAGUUGACCUUUAUGCCGUGUCUGUUUGGAGUCUAUCUUCUUCACGGCAGCCUGAUUCUCUUACUGUUCGCUGACCGCAUGCCACAACUAGGACGGAAUCAGACUGUCGAACAGGCAUGCGAGACUAUCAUAAGAGCGCAUGAAGUUUGCGUCUUGACGCUGAACACAGAGUUCCAGGUAUUUGCUAAGAGCGUUCGGCCCUAG
Molecule: messenger RNA, 2019 nt
Organism: Fusarium keratoplasticum
Lineage: Eukaryota; Fungi; Ascomycota; Sordariomycetes; Hypocreales; Nectriaceae
Product: Fungal-trans domain-containing protein
Exons: 3
Coding region: 1-2019 (672 amino acids)
Biological process (GO): DNA-templated transcription
Molecular function (GO): DNA binding; zinc ion binding
Source: RefSeq, a predicted model, not a curated record